CAUUGCUACGCAUUAAACAUUAAGCAAGCGGCUGCAGAGAGUAGCAGAACACCAGACGAUAAUACUGUAGCGAGAGGCACCUAUCAAAGAUCCAGUGAUCAAGAGAUCCAGUGUGAUCCAGAGUGAACAAGAAGUGAUCAAUCCUGUUUCCAUGGCGUCUGAGCAGCAGGGGGGUGAUGAGUCCUCUCUCCCCAGGGAAGAGGCUGUGUGCCCGGGCUGUCAGGGCUCAGGGCCCCUGGUCCUGCCGUGUGGUCACAGCCUGUGUGAAGCCUGCCUGGGGCUGUGUGAGGGUGAGCUGGGCCAGGGUGGCUGUACGGUCUGCUACGGCAGAGACCUGCUGGACUGUGUCCUGAAGAGACUGCUGGACUCCCUGUUCCAAGGGCAACCGCGGCGGGCCAGAGAUGGAGGGUUAGAGGAUGGGAGCGGGGUGCUGUGUCCACUACACGGGGAGAGGCUGACGUUGUUUUGUGUGGAGGACGAGGAGAUGGUGUGUGUGGAGUGUCAGAGCGAGGAGCACGACGACCACGAGUGUUGUCCCGCGGAGGAGGCCGUGCACGACUGCAAGAGGGAGCUGACCUCUGCCCUGAGACCUCUACAGGAGAAGCUGGAGGCUCUGAACACCGUCAAACAGACCUGUGAGGAGUCAGCUGAACACAUCAAGAGCCAGGCACAGCAGACUGAGCGUCUGGUGCAGCAGGAGUUUGAGAAGCUGCACCAGUACCUCCGAGACGAGGAGGCUGCUGUGAUCUCUGCUCUGAAGGACGAGGAGGAGGAGAAGAGCCAGAGGAUGAGGGACAGGAUAGACGGAAUAACAGACCAGAUCAACUCUCUAGCCGAGGCCAUCGAGGUGACGGUGGAGGCCAUGGACACUGACGAUGACGAAUCCUUCCUCAAGGACUUCAAGAGGACCUCUGAGAGGACUCGGGUGACAGUGCAGGAGCCGGAGGAGGUGUCAGGAGCUCUGCUGGACGUGGCCAAACACCUGGGCUGUCUCAACUACAGAGUCUGGGAGAAGAUGCAGGACAUCAUUACAUACACUCCUGUGACUCUGGACCCCAACACAGCUGAUAUCUGCCUGUCUCUGUCUGAUGAUCUGACCAGCCUGCGGUACACAGAGGAGGAGGAGCGUCUCCCUGACAACCCAGAGAGGUUCUGUUACUAUGAGUGUGUUCUGGGUUCCGAGGGCUUCAUCUCCGGACGACACACCUGGGACGUGGUGGUGGGGGUGAACAGCGAGUGGGCUGUGGGCGUGGCACGGGAGACGGUCCCGAGGAAGGAGUGGUUCCCCCCGAGCCCAGAGAGGGGCCUGUGGACCAUCUGUUACUAUGGAGGUGAAUAUCACGCCCGCACAGCCACCGCCACCGCCACCCCCUGGUCCUGAAGAGAAGGCCCCAGGAGGUCAGAGUGCAGCUGGACUGGGACAGAGGCAGGGUCACCUUCUCCGACGCCUCAGACAACACGCUCAUCUACAGGUUCAAACACAAGUUCACCCAGAGAGUGUUCCCUUACUUCUCCAACACCUGCAAGAGACAUCCUCUGAGGAUCUCAGCCGGGAAGGUGUCAGUUACAUCAGACUAGCCUCCUUCAUUAAGAGCUGAUUUGGUAAACCUAUAGUUAGGGGCAUUAAAAAGCCGUUGCUACAGAACAGGUAAAAACAUUUGCUUCAAAGUGGAUGCACCUAUGCUGCUGCAAAGGCAUUUCUAAAAAGUAUAUUUUUUAUGCAGCUAUACAGUGGGGAAAAUUUUUAUUUAGUCAGCCACCAAUUGUGCAAGUUCUCCCACUU
Molecule: messenger RNA, 1783 nt
Organism: Coregonus clupeaformis (lake whitefish)
Lineage: Eukaryota; Metazoa; Chordata; Actinopteri; Salmoniformes; Salmonidae
Product: E3 ubiquitin-protein ligase TRIM39
Exons: 7
Coding region: 152-1381 (409 amino acids)
Molecular function (GO): zinc ion binding; protein binding
Source: RefSeq, a predicted model, not a curated record